UCUGCCUUCACGCACACAUCAGCUUCAGCUCCCACCGCCGUAUGCACAGUUAGCCAGGUGCAGUUUAAACAAUGUCUUCUGUUGAAGAAAUUUCCUACUCCGUGGCGGAGAAUUCGGAGGAGGACGGAGUAGAAGAGGAGAACACUGUAGAGGAGGUGGAGAUGGAAUAUGAGGAGCCUGUGAAAGGAGGUUAUAUCUUCUACAAGGACAGAAAAGAGUGGGCUGAUCUAGAACCCGUUCCUCAGGAUGAUGGACCCAACCCUGUCGUUAAAAUAGCUUAUUCAGAAAAAUUUACAGAUGUGUUUGACAUGUUCAGAGCACUCCUGAAGAACGAUGAGAAGAGUGAGAGAGCGUUUGCAUUGACCGCUGAAGCCAUCAACCUCAAUGCUGCAAAUUACACAGUAUGGCACUACAGGAGAGUUUUACUGCAGGCUCUAGAUAAAGACCUGAGAGAAGAGAUGAGGUAUAUCACAGCCAUCAUAGAGGAUCAGCCGAAGAACUACCAAGUCUGGCAUCACAGGCGGAUGGUGGUGGAGUGGCUGAAGGACCCGUCUGAAGAGCUGCAGUUCGUGGCAGAAAUUCUUAGUCAAGAUGCCAAGAACUACCACGCAUGGCAGCACAGACAGUGGGUCAUCCAGGAGUAUAAGCUGUGGGAUGGAGAGCUGGAGUAUGUGGAGGAAUUGUUAGAGGAGGACGUGAGGAAUAACUCCGCUUGGAAUCAGAGACACUUUGUCAUUAGUCACACCAGCGGAUACUCUGACCCUGCCAUCCUCGACAGAGAAGUGCAGUAUACCCUGAAACAAAUAAAGAAAGCUCCUCACAAUGAGAGCGCUUGGAACUAUUUAAAAGGGAUCCUACAGGAUGGUGGGCUCUGCUCGUAUCCUGGACUGCUGGAACAGUUGACAGAGCUCCAGGACACAUGUAGCUCUCCAUAUCUCACCGCCUUCCUGGUCGACCUCUACGAAGAUGCUCUGGAGACCAAUAACUCCAGCUACGACCAGCAAGAAACACUCAGCAAGGCUUUGAAGCUUUGUAAGCUCUUGGCCGAGGAAAAGGACACCAUUAGAAGGGAAUACUGGAAUUACGUGUCCCGUUCUCUGCAGAACACGUAUGGCUCAGGUGACCCUGUUUCCUCCUCUGACCCACCACCUCCUCCCUCAUCCCAGCAGCCCGACAUGGAGGCCAGUGACCCUUGAGGAGAAACGCAGGCCUGGACACAUGCUUAGACAGAGAGAUUCUGAGACAUGAAAGACUCUUUAUCUUUGUAUGAGUGCUUGUGUGUGCAGGCUUUAACAGCAGCGCUUGUAAGUCAGAACGGUGUCAAACUUAAGUAGCCAUAUGCUUAAACAUGCUCAGAAGGAACUGUACAGUGAAUUAAAUGGACUGCGGGAGUCUGGCAGUUAAUCAUACCACUCAUACUUAUGUUUUAGACUGCCAUCUAAGUUUUCAGAGGUUAAAAGUGUCAUUGAAUACAUUGCCGACAUGUUUUAGGUGUAGUCAAAACUUUUCUUGCCAAAGCAUCUUCUGGUCUGUGUUACCAAACUCUGCUCAGACUGUGACUGUACACGCUCUUUUUUUUUUUUUUUUGUAUGUUCAGAAAUAAUAAUAGAUAAUGCUUAAUCUGA
This is a messenger RNA of Carassius carassius (crucian carp), 1625 nucleotides long. It is a transcript of the gene fnta, whose product is annotated as farnesyltransferase, CAAX box, alpha. Lineage: Eukaryota; Metazoa; Chordata; Actinopteri; Cypriniformes; Cyprinidae. Gene Ontology annotation, biological process: protein geranylgeranylation; protein farnesylation. The transcript has 9 exons. Gene Ontology annotation, cellular component: protein farnesyltransferase complex; cytoplasm; CAAX-protein geranylgeranyltransferase complex. The record is from RefSeq and is a predicted model, not a curated record. Bases 72 to 1196 code for a protein of 374 amino acids. Gene Ontology annotation, molecular function: protein farnesyltransferase activity; CAAX-protein geranylgeranyltransferase activity.